This is a messenger RNA of Sabethes cyaneus, 1110 nucleotides long. RefSeq names its product zinc finger protein 813-like. The transcript has 2 exons. The record is from RefSeq and is a predicted model, not a curated record. Lineage: Eukaryota; Metazoa; Arthropoda; Insecta; Diptera; Culicidae. Bases 1 to 1110 code for a protein of 369 amino acids.
AUGGACAUCCGGUCAUUCAUUAGUAACUUCGGAAUAUCGGAAGCGACAUCCGACGACGCAGAAAUCGCCAUGAAUAAUUUGCCAGCGUCCGACAGUGUUCCGUCGUCACUUGCAGAGCUGAAUUCUGCAAUGGAUAUCGAUAGGGAGCUAAUUUUAAAUGAUUUGGAGAGUGCAGUUAUGCCAGCUCAACCCACGGACUAUUCUUUCGUGGAUGAGUUCCUAAGCAAUAUCGGAAGAUCGGAAGCGACGCCCGUCAGCACCUUCACAAAUUUGCCAGCACCCGACAGUGUACCGUCGUCAACUACAGAUCUGCAUUAUGAUAUAAAAGGAGCAAUUUUAGACGAUUUGGAAAGUGCAGUAAUGUUAUCUCAAGCCACGAACGAUUCAUGCCUGCUCGAUGGAUUCAAUAUCUCAUUACUGGAUGGAACGCCGUCGCCGUCGGAAACCACAAGCACCAUGGUAACCAUUCCGCAACAAAUCCCCGUUGCACAUCCAGCACCGGACAACGCCCAGGUUUUACAAGAAGGUGCACAGCGUAAGCCAAACCAGCGUUUCAAAAAGAUACAUUAUGGCACUAAUAUAUUUUGCAAUAUAUGCGGUAGAGAGUUCGGCCGGAAAGGUAGUUAUACCCAGCACAUGAAUGCUUCGCAUCGAUCGAUGGGUGAUCGAUCCCACAAAUGUGACAUUUGUGGGAAACGCUUCCCGAGUCAGCCGAAACUAGCUGCUCACGAAAAAAAUCACAAUUCGGAGUUUAAGCGAUUCUCCUGCACGCACUGUACUAACAAUGGUAUCGAGAAGCGCUUCAAACAUCGCAAGGAUCUUGAGCGACACGUGGCCAUGAGACAUGAAAAGCAGCCAUAUGCUUGUGACCAGUGCGGAAAAGGUUUCGUCCGCAACGAUCACAUGAAGCAACACAAGCAAGUCCACAAGGAGCAGGGUACAACUGUGCUGAAACGUGGCCGACGUCCUGGGAAAAGCACGCCAAAAGCCUGCUCCACGGUCGAUAUUAUCAUACGCAGCUUUGAAAUUGAUGUUCAGCAACCUCCGGAUAAAACCAACAUGACCAACUUCAACUCCAACCCGGGCUACUGGUGCGAUUCACUACUGUGA